This is a messenger RNA of Monoraphidium neglectum, 639 nucleotides long. Its product is annotated as OTU domain-containing protein 3. Gene Ontology annotation, molecular function: cysteine-type deubiquitinase activity. The record is from RefSeq and is a predicted model, not a curated record. The transcript has 8 exons. Gene Ontology annotation, biological process: protein deubiquitination. The coding region runs from base 1 to 639 and encodes 212 amino acids. NCBI's taxonomy places the organism in Eukaryota, Viridiplantae, Chlorophyta, Chlorophyceae, Sphaeropleales, Selenastraceae.
AUGGGGAAGGCCAAGGACGCGCAGAGAGUCAAAGCGAAGAAAGCUGCCAACAGCGGCAGCGCUGAUGCAACCCCUGGCCUCCAGAAAGCGUCUGCAGCUGCGAAAGACAAGAAGUCGAAGGGCAAGCAGGGCGGCGGCCUGUUUUUUGGGGACCCCCUUGAGCGGGAGCUGGCGGCCGUGGGGCUGCGGGUGGCCAAGAUCACGGCCGACGGCAACUGCCUCUUCAGGGCGGUGGGAGACCAGACCGAGGGGGACGAGGGGCGCCACACAGACCUGCGGCAGCGCGCGUGUGAUUUGAUGGUGGAGCGGCGCGAGGAGUUUGAGCCGUUUGUGGAGGACGAUCAGGGUUUUGAAACCUACAUCAAACGCAUGCGCAAGGACGGCGUGUGGGGCGGCCACAUGGAGCUGCAGGCGCUGUCGCUGCUGAUGGGGGCCAACGUGUACGUGUAUCAAGAGGGGCAGCCGCGCUGGACGGUGCGCAACCACCCAGAUCACGCUCCCUCAAUUCACCUAUCCUACCAUGGAGGGGAGCACUACAACUCAGUGAGGCUGCUGGAUGACUACACCCGGGGACCACCUCGGACCAUCACGCUGGGCGCGGGUGGCGCAACUGCGGCAGCUAUCGCCAAGGUAAUCUAA